AUGAAGCGUCUCCUUGAAAUCAGUCUCUCCUCACGCCCCUCACCUGUGCCCUCACCUCUGCCCCCACUCUGCCCUCACUCUGCCCUCACCUCUGCCCUCACCUCUGCCCUCACUCUGCCCUCACUCUGCCCUCACCUCUGCCCUCACGUCUUGAAUGGCCUUUUCCAUCAGUGCGUCUCUGGCGUCUGCGUCGUUCUUCAGUUUCUGGAUGGUUUGUACCGACGUGUGGCGCAGCUCCACCAUCUCGCUCUGCAACUGGAGCUCAUCAUUAAAGCACUUUUAGUUUCAUACAUAUUGUUGGUAAAUUCUCACUCUGCCCUCACUCUGCCCCUCUUCCCUCACCUCUGCCCUCACCUCUGCCCUCACUCUGCCCUCAUUCUGCCCUCACCUCUGCCCUCACCUCUGCCCUCACUCUGCCCUCAUUCUGCCCUCACUCUGCCCUCACCUCUGCCCCUCUGCCCUCACCUCUGCCCUCACUCUGCCCUCACUCUGCCCUUACCUCUGCCCUCACUCUGCCCUCACCUCUGUACCUCUGCCCUCACCUCUGCCCUCACCUCUGCCCUCACCUCUGCCCUCAUCUCUGCCCUCACUCUGCCCUCACCUCUGCCCUCACCUCUGGCCUCACUCUGGCCUCACUCUGGCCUCACUCUGGCCUCACUCUGCACCUGA
Messenger RNA from Knipowitschia caucasica, 669 nucleotides. The record is from the annotation of a GenBank genome assembly. NCBI's taxonomy places the organism in Eukaryota, Metazoa, Chordata, Actinopteri, Gobiiformes, Gobiidae.